Messenger RNA from Symbiodinium necroappetens, 3264 nucleotides. NCBI's taxonomy places the organism in Eukaryota, Dinophyceae, Suessiales, Symbiodiniaceae. The record is from the annotation of a GenBank genome assembly.
AUGGGUGCGGAAUUGCGCCGUGCCAUCGAAGCGGCCAACGGGGAUGAAGAGGUCUCGGCCAUUGUGCUCACGGGUGCUGGACGUGGGUUCUGCGCAGGCGCGGAUAUUGAAGCAGUCUUCAAAGCGCAAAGUGACGGGGCCGACGUUGCAAAAGAAGGUACCGGCGACUGGGUGACUCUGGUGCGCGAAUCCAAACCUAUGGUGGCGGCCAUCAAUGGUGCAGCGGUUGGCGUUGGUCUGACUCAGGUGCUGCCAAUGGAUUAUCUGGUGGCUGCGCAAGGCGCCAAGUUAUCAGUGCGUUUCGUGAAGAUGGGUCUUGUGCCAGAGCUUGCCAGUUCACGUUUUCUCUUUGCACGCUGCGGUUGGGGGCAGGCAAGUGAAUUGAUGUUAUCGGGUAAAACCAUCGAGGCACAGGCUGCGCUUGAGAUGGGUCUGGUCGACAAAGUGGUUGCACCGGAUGAUCUGGUGUCUACCGCCUGUGAAAUUGCAGCGGGUAUGGGAGAAAACCCCCAGAGUUCACUGCGCGCCAUCAAAGCAUUAAUCAGUGCCAAUGCCGGUUGUAACGAUUACGCGGAAGUGCAGAGGCGCGAGAUGUCCGCGCUGCAUCAGGCUUACACUACAAGGCUGAUCGUCAUGGCGUAUGAAAUCAAAAAAUUCUCUCACCCGGGUACCAUAGAUGCGGACGGUCAUGUGCUGGAGCCGCCGGAUCUGUGGGAAAACUACCUGGAACAGAAGUAUCAGCAUCGUGCGCUGCGCAUUGGUGUUGAUGAUUCGGGGUAUGAAUAUCUUGAAAUUGAUCAGGUGCCAUCCAAACGCUCCCGUAAAGGAUCACUAGGCCUGCUGGGCGCCAUGGGUGAAGAAGAUAUGCGGCCGAGCCCUGAGCGCCGCUACAUUGACAACAUUCCUUUUGGGGCCAGUGAUCCACUAGAGCGUCUGCAGCUGAUGAGCCAGGAAAAUCUGGAAUGUACUUUGCUGUACCCAACCCUGGGGUUGCUCUGGGAAGUUGAGCUGGCAGAUCCGGAGCUUAGUCUGGCUUACUGCCGUGCCUACAAUCGCUGGAUCGCUGAUUUCUGUCGCGAAUCUUCCGGCAAGCUGGUGCCCAUUGCGCAUUUAACCCUGUUGGAUGUGGAGGGCUCGGUGGCUGAGCUCGAGCGCGCUGUAAAAGACGGGUGUAAAGGUGCAUGGGUUAAUCCUUUUAAUCACAACAAGAUCAUUCACGGCGAUGCCCGGCACGAUCUGCUGUACCAGAAAUGUAUGGAGCUGGAUGUACCGUUUGCUUUGCAUCCGACAUUUACACCGCACGGGGCGGCAGAAGGUAUUUUUGACUGGCCGCGCGAAGGUCGAGCCUGGGCUGAAGCCAUCUGGCUGCGUUCUAUUGUGCAGCAGGCGCUCAUUUCCUAUUUUUCGCUGGGCACCCUGGAGCGCUUCCCGCAGCUUAAGCUUGGCGUGCUUGAAGCCGGGUCCGGCUGGAUCGGCGCGAUGUUGGACCGACUGGAUGCGUACACGGCAUCACUCAAUAUCAAUCGACCCAGUGCAACAGAAACCUUUCGCAAGCAGUGCUUUAUCUCCGGGGACCCGGACGAAACCGCCGCGCCACACAUUAUUGAUCACGUAGGUGCGGAUUGUUUCAUGUGGGCUACGGAUUAUCCGCACCCGGACCAUCCGCACACCUGGGUGGAUGACCUGGAAAAAUAUGCUUUUAUGGCUUAUAUCGACAAUCAGACCAUCCAUGAUGCAGAUUCGCAUGUCAUGGAGUUGCCCGAGAAGAUCCUCGAGUAUCUUGAAAGUGAUUAUCAGGCAGAGUUUUCUGAGUUUGCUGCGGCAAAACUGCGCAUGCCGGAAGAUAUUAGCAGGGCGGUAAAGCAGCAGGACAAUGCUGUUUUCCGCGCGGAUGAAGCGCAGGAGCUGAUGCUGCGGAAAAAUCACCUGGCCUUGGGCGCCUACCGCAAUAGCGACCGUCCGAAGUGUCUCGACCUGCUGGGUUUUUCGAGUCAGCUGGUGUUCACCACAGCGGCGCUGGGUAAUUAUGGUUUGGAAGAGGCGGGCAAACCUGAGUUAGCUCUUGCAGCGGCACGCGCGCACAAUCGCAUGAACGCAGAUUUCUGUUCAGUAGAUAAAAGGCUGCUGGCAACUGGCUAUGUGCCGCUGCUGGAUAUCGAAGCAGCACCUAAAAUUGCAGAAGAAGCGCUGCAGUUAGGCUGUAAAGCCCUCAUGAUCCCUUCGAAAUGUCCGGCAGGUCACAGUCCCAGUCACAUUGGCUUUGAGCCACUGUGGUCGUUGGCAGAAGAGGCGGGUAUCCCCAUUGUGUUUCAUGUGGGUGGUGAGGAAAAAAUGGCGGACAGCUACUUUGAAAAUGGUUUGCCGCGGGUGAAAGAUUUCCAUGGCGGUGAAGAAAACUUCACCGGUUUGAGUUUCAUGUCUAUUCCCAUCGCCAUCUGGCAGAGCAUGGCAGCCAUUAUUUUUGAUGGCGUGCUUGAUCGUCACCCCAAUCUCAAGUUUGGUGCUAUCGAACUUGGCGCCGCAUGGUUGCCAAGUUGGCUGCAGUUCAUGGAUUCAGCCUGGGGUGCCUUUCGUAAAGGUGAAGCGCGUCUGCAGAAUUUGUCGGAUCGCCCCAGCGAAAUUGCCAGGCGACAGUUUCGGGUUACCCCCUACGCGCAUGAGCCAACUGGUUGGAUCAUGGAUAAUUCGAGUGAAGAUAUGCUGUUGUUCUCUUCAGAUUUUCCCCAUGUGGAAGGCGGUCGAAACCCGAUCAAACGCUUCUCAGACAACAUGCCUGAGGUGAGCGAGGUAGCACGACAGAAAUUCUAUCGGGAUAAUUUCAUCGAUCUGAUGGGCGCGGGUCUGGAUAUCAGUCUGCACGAUCAUCCGUCUGUGGUGCUGGCCAGCUAUCCGCCCAAGGUGUCGAAGCGCCUGCAGCAGGUGCGCAAGAUCGUGCUGACAACAGCAAAUCAGCUGGGUGUUGGUGAAGUGAUCGAAACCCUGAAGUGGAAUGAGGUUGCUUAUCUGCCGGCAAACGCGGGAAUAGGGUCGACGCUGCGGAUCGGUUACAGCGAUAAAAUGCCCCAGCACUAUCAGCUGUAUGUGCACUGCGGCACGAACCUUAUCGACAUGAGUAAAACUCUGUUCCCGGAACUGUCUUAUCAGGGUAACAGGGGUAUUGCGUUUAAACUGGACGAGCCGUUACCUCGGGAUAUAUUGAUCAUGUUGACCGAAAUGACCCUCACAUAUCAUCGCACCAAACGCAAACACGUUGCCGCCCGUUAA